AUGGAGCUCUUUAUCUCUCUACCUGCCUACUGGUUCUGUCUGAAUAAGUCCGACUCAGAAAGAGAAUCUCCGUCGAUAGCAGAGAGAUAUAAAGCUGCUAAUCAGAGGGCAGUGCAAUUGGUGGAGAAGUGUGGAACAACUCAAGUUGAAGUAGAUGCCAGUGGAUUACUAACUUAUCCUAUUGAGAAAGGUGAUGCAGGAGAUCAACCUGAUAAGAAGCUUAAACCGUUGAGUGUUGAUGAAGAACGGUUCAUGAGAGCAUUUUAUGAGGCAAAGGUUCAAGAAGUAUGCAGUGCCUUUGAAUUUCCUCACAAGAUUCAGGCAACAGCUCUCCAGUACUUUAAAAGGUUUUAUCUGCAAUGGUUUGUUAUGCAACAUCAUCCAAAAGAAAUAAUGUUAACUUGUGUGUAUGCAGCAUGUAAAAUAGAGGAGAACCAUGUAUCUGCUGAGGAAAUAGGGAAAGGGAUUAAACAAGAUCACCACGUAAUUCUCAAGUAUGAGAUGGCUGUUCUUCAGAGUCUGGAAUUUGAUCUGAUUGUCUAUGCACCGUAUCGUGCAAUCGAAGGCUUUAUUGGUAACAUGGAGGAGUUUCUUCAAGCUAGAGAUGAUGAAAUCCAGAAGCUGGAGAGUUUGCUCAAAGCGGCAACAGGAGAGGCCGAUAAAGUUAUGCUCACAGAUGCUCCCUUAGCCUUUUUUUUUGCGUUGGCUGCUCUGCGUAUUGCAAAUGGGGUUCUCGGAGUGGUUGACUUUGAUAGGUACCUGGAGAGCAUUGUUUCUCAGCCGAACUCUGAGCACACGACUUCAGAGCUCACUAGAUUACUUGAUGACAUAGAAUCUUUGGUAAAGAGCUACAGAUAUCCAAGUGAAAAGGACAUGAAGCAUAUUAAUCGGAAGCUUAAAUCUUGUUUAGGACAUAGUUCUUCACAUGACGAGAGCAAGAAACGGGAGAAGAGAUCGAAGCACAAGGCACAUAGGAGCCCCAAUGAUGCACCAAAGGGAGCGCGCCGAUAGGUUGAGUUUCUCGUUUUGCCAUUAGCAAUUCUUUCUUGUCAUAUUGUUUUUGAUCUUACUGAAUGUGGACGUAUUAGAUAUUAGUUGACUUUGUUGUUUAUAUAUGAGUCGUUUAUAACUCAA
Messenger RNA from Brassica oleracea var. oleracea, 1134 nucleotides. Its product is annotated as cyclin-H1-1-like. NCBI's taxonomy places the organism in Eukaryota, Viridiplantae, Streptophyta, Magnoliopsida, Brassicales, Brassicaceae. Gene Ontology annotation, cellular component: transcription factor TFIIK complex; nucleus. Bases 1 to 1011 code for a protein of 336 amino acids. Gene Ontology annotation, molecular function: cyclin-dependent protein serine/threonine kinase regulator activity. The transcript is spliced from 14 exons. Gene Ontology annotation, biological process: regulation of transcription by RNA polymerase II; regulation of cyclin-dependent protein serine/threonine kinase activity. The record is from RefSeq and is a predicted model, not a curated record.